Molecule: messenger RNA, 5236 nt
Organism: Aquila chrysaetos chrysaetos
Lineage: Eukaryota; Metazoa; Chordata; Aves; Accipitriformes; Accipitridae
Gene: PELI1
Product: pellino E3 ubiquitin protein ligase 1
Exons: 10
Coding region: 800-2179 (459 amino acids)
Biological process (GO): regulation of Toll signaling pathway; protein K48-linked ubiquitination
Molecular function (GO): ubiquitin protein ligase activity; protein binding
Source: RefSeq, a predicted model, not a curated record
GAGCAGAGCAGAGCAGAGCAGAGCAGAGCAGAGCAGAGCAGGCGCGGCAGCGGAGGAGGAGUCGGUCGUUGUGAGGGCGGCGGAGCCGGUGUCGGUCGGGUCGUUCUCUCCGGCCGCUUCCCGGCAGCUGCCGUCGCUGCUUCCCGGCUUGUGGCUCGCAGCGCCGGCCCGCCGGAGCCCGCGGGGGCCGGGGGGAGCGCUGCGGAGUCUCCUUCCCCUCUCGCCCAGCCGGGGCUAUCGUCCUCCGUGCGGCUGUGAGGAGACGGGGACGGAGGCUGAGGGCUGAGGCUGCCCUUUUCCUUUCCACCCGCUCCCGGCCUCCCCCCGCCGCCUCGGGGAGUUGCGGCUGCCGGCGUGGGGUGCCUCUUCCGUCUGCUUCCUUCCUCCUUGGGCCCCUAGCUCUCCCAAAUUUGAUGUUGUUUUACUCUGGAAGAAUCCAGAUAGCCGGUAGUGUUGAAAAAUGUCCUGUCUGCACUAGCAGCUAACUGAUCUGAACCCAUUGUUGACAGCCACCAUCAUCAACAGGUCAUUUUCCCUGUGCGAGUGUGACUUUUCAUUAUGUAUCGUAAAUCCAAGUGGAAGUGCGGUUACAAUCUCGUGGUUCUUGGACAUGUGACUGUAACUUUGAUAUUCUGGUCCUUUGAAUCUGGAAGUCAAGAUUUGCCUUUGAAGAGAUGAGACGUAACCAUAGAAGAGAAUAUGCAGGACUGAAAUACUGUGCGUGCGUUCAGAGGAGUUUGGUUUCUGAUCUUGCAGUUGCAAGAUUGCCCAGUGGAAAUUGGAGUGCUAAAGAACUUAAAUGUGUAAAUGGAUGUUGGCAAACUUGGGUCCUACUUGUGUUUUGUCAGGAAAUAAUGAAAAAAGUGUGCCACAAAUCUUGAUCAGAGACCUGAAAUUUGAGAAGAAGUCAUUAGCUAAGCUCAUGUUUUCUCCUGAUCAAGAAAAUCAUCCAUCAAAAGCACCAGUAAAAUAUGGUGAAUUGAUUGUAUUAGGAUACAAUGGGUCUCUCCCAAAUGGAGAUAGAGGAAGAAGAAAAAGUAGGUUUGCUUUAUUUAAAAGGCCCAAGGCAAAUGGGGUGAAACCUAGCACUGUGCAUAUUGCCUGUACCCCUCAAGCAGCAAAGGCAAUAAGUAAUAAAGACCAACACAGCAUAUCUUACACUUUGUCUCGGGCCCAGACAGUAGUCGUUGAAUAUACACAUGACAGCAAUACAGAUAUGUUCCAGAUUGGUCGGUCAACAGAGAGUCCUAUAGACUUUGUCGUGACAGAUACAGUUCCUGGAAGUCAGAGUAAUUCAGAUACGCAGUCUGUGCAGAGCACUAUAUCAAGAUUUGCCUGCAGAAUCAUAUGUGAACGUAACCCUCCUUUUACAGCAAGAAUAUAUGCUGCAGGAUUUGACUCCUCAAAAAACAUUUUUCUUGGGGAGAAAGCUGCGAAGUGGAAGACAUCAGAUGGGCAAAUGGAUGGACUAACCACGAAUGGAGUUCUUGUUAUGCAUCCUCGUAAUGGAUUUACAGAAGACUCCAAGCCAGGGGUGUGGCGAGAGAUAUCUGUAUGUGGGAAUGUGUUCAGCCUCCGUGAAACCAGAUCAGCUCAGCAGAGGGGAAAAAUGGUUGACAACGAAACAAACCAACUCCAGGAUGGCUCUCUAAUUGACCUGUGUGGAGCAACACUGCUGUGGCGCACUGCAGAAGGGCUUUCACGCACUCCUACUGUCAAGCACCUGGAGGCACUAAGACAGGAAAUAAAUGCAGCAAGGCCUCAGUGUCCUGUGGGGUUUAACACCUUGGCAUUUCCCAGCAUGAAGAGAAAAGAUGUUGUAGAUGAAAAGCAGCCGUGGGUGUACCUGAACUGUGGCCAUGUCCAUGGCUAUCACAAUUGGGGAAACAAAGAGGAGAGAGACGGCAAGGAUCGCGAGUGUCCCAUGUGCCGCUCUGUCGGCCCCUAUGUGCCUCUGUGGCUUGGAUGUGAAGCGGGAUUUUAUGUGGAUGCAGGACCUCCAACUCAUGCAUUCAGCCCAUGUGGACACGUGUGCUCAGAAAAGACAACUGCAUAUUGGUCCCAAAUUCCUCUUCCUCAUGGUACUCAUACUUUUCACGCAGCCUGUCCGUUCUGUGCGCAUCAGCUGGCUGGUGAGCAAGGUUACAUCAGACUCAUUUUCCAAGGACCUCUUGACUAACCCAUGUGUUACCAAGGACUGCAGUAAACUGAUAAGCUAAGCGAUUCUGAUUUUUAAACCAAGUGUUUUUCGUAUUCUCUGGGCUUUGCUGGUUUGCAUUAAGAUGAAGAUUUUUUUUUUGUUGUUACAACAGCUAAAUCCCUCUCUAUUGAGAAAAGUCUGGGAAUGGAAGAAACGGGGGGAGAAGGGGGAGAACUCCUGCUUUCUUUAGUUAAUAACUACUUCUGAAGAGGUGAAGGAAGUGUUGUAGAGUGAACUUCAAUGCCUUCCGUUUAAUGGCUUUGAAUCACGUGCCCACAGUGUUUGAAAGUUGUUUCCUUCUUUUUGUAUAUGGAGGGUAAAUAGUUCAAAGAACAUUAGUUUACAGCUUGGAUGCAAACAUUGUAAAAUACAAAUGUGUAUAUUAACUCUUUUCUAUUUAUCUUUAUUAUUGAAAAUACAUAGAAUGUUUAGAGAGUAGCAUGGUCAUAGUGUGUUACAUCCAGCAAUUGGAUGUGUAGAGUAGUUCUGGAUGGAGAAGAACCUGAGAUGGAAAUGGUAGAAAAAUCUUUUUUAAUCUAAAAUACUGAGUUCUUAGAAUAGUUAAAAUGCUUUUUAAACAAAGCUAAUGCAAAUUAUGAGGGCAUAAAGGUAUGUUUUAACCAUGUUGAAAGGUAGGUAAGAAGGACUUCUUAAAAUGUCUUUUUGGUAGGACUGUACUUAAGGUCUGGUUAUGAGGAGAAUAUUUACCAGACUCUUUGAAUAUGCAACUUAGUCUAGAUUAAGGAUUUUUUCUCCCUUCAUGCUAACACAUCUCUUUAUUUAGCAUUAGUGAUAUUUGUGAGGGUUUUUCCAAUCUUAAACAUUAACAAACCUGAAAGACGAGGCUCAUUUUGUUCUGUGCUGUUUGGGGCAGGGCUGAGGGGAGAGGCGGAUGCGCCCUUGCACUUGUGUGGGGAGCAGGGAGCAAUUUGUGAGUCGGCCACUGUCCCAACUUGUGACACGCUUGUCAGUCGGAUGUUCUGCCUUUCUUCUGGCCCAUUGCAAACUGGCGUGUGGGAGCCACGGGCUUCACGUGCUUGCCUUUACCCUGUUGCGAGGUGCAAAUACUCAUCUAGGCUGCACAUGGAACAAAGUUGAAGCCUGGUACCCAAGGGAUGCGUGCCCACAUCCUAGCAUCCUCAUGCAACUUGUCACAAUUGGCAAUCUGUUAGGGGAGUGCUUGAGCCGGGACUGGACUGGGCUCCUAGACCUCAGUGUGGGAUGCUUGUGUAAGGUCUGCUCAUGCUGCGGUGGGCUUUAGUUAGUAGUCUCUCUCUGCUCUCCCCUCCCUACCCUUCCUUUCCCUCUGUAUCCACCAGAAAAGGCCAGUGCACUACAUCCAGCUUUGCUGCUAACCCACUGUGCUUCAUGACAAAUACACAACCUGACCUUUUUAGGAUUCGGUUGAGCUUUUUUUGGCCAGCUUCAUACUUUUUUUUUCCUCAAAAUACGUACUGUAUAAUUGACAGUAGCAAAUUUCUGUACUUUAUAGCAUAGCUUUAAUUUUUCCUUUCGAAGCUAUUCUAAAAUUUUCUUGGUUAAAGAGAGACCUAUGUUGCUUCGAUGUCAUGAAUUAUUUACUUUGUCAAUUGUUUCUCCAUUUUUAAAAAAAUUAUAUAUAUUGUUUGGUUCACUCAGGAAAUGCAUGUGUCAGGAAACCUGUAUUAUAAGUUCAGUUAGCUGUCAUGUACAAGUAACUGCUGUUACUCCCUUUCCAUAGAAAUAUAACUGAUUUUGACAUUUUCCAGAUUAUAUGCAUUAAGUAAUGAAACUUAUGCAGCAAGAAAUCCCUGUAUUGUAGUUGUUCUAAUCAUUUUAUUCAAACUAUACUAUACUGUAGUUUAAUUUUUAUUUGCAAAUUAAUUUAUUCAAACUAUGUGAGUAAACACUUUUCAAAAAUAGAAAUUCUGGGAUUGUCUGUUGCUUUGUUUCCGAGAUGAGAAAGGUGGUUGGAGGUGGCCCUUCUGCUGUCACCUAAGGUGUCUGUUCUGCAUGUGUGAAUUAAGAUCAUAAAAAAGAAGCAACUGUAAAUAAGAGUUUGCAUGUUAUCCUGGUCAUGGAUUUGAAUGGCUCCUUUCAGAUAUGACCUCUCAAUGUGUUUUAUAUUUAACCUUACAUUAACAAAGCCAAGAUUGUUGUUCAAAAGACACAGUUAAACGAUCUUUUCCCUGAGUAAGUUACAAAUAAUGAAAUGUAAGCAAAAACUUUAACUAAAUGGCUGGGCUCUUCUAAAAUGUCAAGAGCUCUUGAUUCCAUCUUCCACAAAACCACAUUGAUGCUUAUUCUCUGGUCCUGAUCUUGUUGACUAUGGGGAUAUGAAAAAUCAGAAAAGGACAUGAUGAAAGCUACAAAGCAGUAUGAGUAAUAAAAAGAUGAACUGUGAAAACAUUGAGAACUGGAUGGUAGCAGACACACAGAAAGUAGUGUACUUGUCCUGUGUUGGAGGCACAGCUGGAUGCUGGUGUGGAGCCAACAGUGCAGUUGGGUACAUGCACAUCUGACUGUAGAGGGGAAGAAGAGAGGUUCAUGCCCAACACAACCAUUGUUAAGCCUCUACCAUGUUAAGAUGGUAUGUUAUGCUUUCAUUAUCCUUCUUUGUCCUGCCCCCCUCCUCCAAAAAAACCCCAAACACCACAGAAGACAGUGUAGUCUUAGCAGAACUGGCUGUUUCUCUGGGUAGGGUUAUGCUAAGAUAACCCUUCAGAGUCUGCCCCACACUUUCUGCCUGUUGUAUACUUUUCUUGACCCAAGCUGGGCUUGUUAAUCCCAUUUUUAAAAGGGCAGAACAUGGGCAUUCAAAUGCCUGAGACACAGAAAUCCCACUGUCAGAAGCAGAACGGCAGUGAUUGAGUAGUUUGAGAAACAAUUUCCAUACAACAUGCAAGCUAACUAAAAGCAGUAGCUUUGACUGUGGUUUCUUAUUUGAGUUCCUUCUGGGCUUCUGUUUUUUAAUAAACAAUUUAAAUAGAAGGUCUCGUACUCUGUAAACUGUAAAAUGAAUGUCACAUUAAAAGUGUAAUGAUCCCUUUGACUCAA